This is a messenger RNA of Culex quinquefasciatus (southern house mosquito), 959 nucleotides long. Its product is annotated as astacin. The record is from RefSeq and is a predicted model, not a curated record. Gene Ontology annotation, biological process: proteolysis. The transcript has 5 exons. The coding region runs from base 5 to 874 and encodes 289 amino acids. Lineage: Eukaryota; Metazoa; Arthropoda; Insecta; Diptera; Culicidae. Gene Ontology annotation, molecular function: zinc ion binding; metalloendopeptidase activity.
CGAAAUGAACCGUUUAAGCUAUCUAGUGGUGUUCACCGCGGUGAUCGUCGGAUGCUGGGCCCGCUACCAUGACUACCGUCUCCCGGUCAACGGAACGCGUGGCGCACCGCACUUUGCGACUCAACCGAGCACGGAGGUUGGCAAACGCCACCGUAACUACAAGCACGGGGUGAACCGGUCCCAUCCGUUCGAGCUGGGCAUGGGCUACUACUACCAGAUGGACAUCAUGCUGAAGCCGGAUGUGGCCGAAAAUGCGGUGCCGAUCGUCAACUCGAACAUUAGAUGGCCCGGCGCAGUGGUUCCGUACGUCAUCGCGAACACGUUCUCUGCGGCCAACAAGACAAUCAUCACCACCGCGAUGGCGCAAUACGCUGCCAACACGUGCGUCCGUUUCGUGCCACGAACCACGGAGGCCACCUUCGUUACGAUCGACAACACUGCCACCGGUUGUUGGUCGUACGUCGGCAGAAGCUUGAACAACAGUUACAACCACGUGAACCUGCAGGUACCGAGCUGUAUCAGCACCGGCACCGUGGCUCACGAGCUGAUGCACGCGCUUGGUUUCUACCACGAGUUUACCCGCCCGGAUCGUGACAGCUACGUCAGCAUCGAUAUGGGAGCACUGGAUCCGAAGUAUCAGACAACCGCAUUCUAUAACGCCAACUUUGGCAAGCUGGCAGCAAGCCAAACGUUGCUGUACGGUAUUCCGUACAACUACGGUAGCGUGAUGCACUACUCCAAGUGGGGAGGAGCUGUUAGCUAUAACAGACCAGUGAUGAACAACUUGAAACCCUGGACUGGAGACUUUGGCAACAAGGUCGGUUUGGUAGCCACAGAUAUACAGUCCAUAAAAACGAUGUACUCGUGCCCAUAACGAUGUUCUGUGGUAAUGAUUAUGCUGACUAUAAAUUGAUAUAAAUCAUUUUGCAUGAAAAAAUAAAAACGAUAAUAGAAUAAAA